This is a messenger RNA of Elgaria multicarinata webbii, 1974 nucleotides long. It is a transcript of the gene SERPINF2, whose product is annotated as serpin family F member 2. Bases 46 to 1683 code for a protein of 545 amino acids. Gene Ontology annotation, molecular function: serine-type endopeptidase inhibitor activity. Gene Ontology annotation, biological process: negative regulation of endopeptidase activity. Lineage: Eukaryota; Metazoa; Chordata; Lepidosauria; Squamata; Anguidae. The transcript is spliced from 9 exons. The record is from RefSeq and is a predicted model, not a curated record.
GUUCUUGGCAACGCUUGGGGCCACUUCUGUCCCCCCCCCCCCUCCAUGGAGCCAGAGUGGGUGGUAGUGGCAGCACCAGAGGCACAAGGAAGAGCCACUCCGAGGACCAAGCAACAGCAGGAGCAGCACUCCCCCACCCCUUCUGACCAUUCAGCGAUGGCUGCUCUGCCCUGGACUCUGCUGUUCGCCUGCCUGUUUCCUCUGCACACCACGCACCGUGGGGCUCCUCUUGUGUGCGCCCUAGAUUCAGGGGAAGAAAUUCCUCAGAGGAACAUCCUCCAAGGCCCCGACGGGAAUGGAUCUACAGAAGCCGCCCUGCUGCUGGAUCUUGCUCUGCCCGAGGCAACCACUGCUGUGCCCCUGGCUGCCACCCUGCUGCCUUACAGGCUCCCCAAUGAAGUGUCACAGCCAGAGGGCGAGGGCUCAGCUGAGAAGGUCAUAGAAGAGCACCAAAGCUCUUCUGAGGAGGAGGAGGGGGACCACGGACAAGGCUGCAGGAAGGGCCUCUCUCCAAAGAAUAUGUCCGAGAUCACUCACGCUAUGAUGAUGUUUGCCACUGACCUCCUGCGCGAGAUGGAGAGGGAGAACGGCGAGGACAACAUCUUCUUCUCUCCUCUCAGUGUCAGCCUGGCGCUUGCCCACUUGGCUCUAGGAGCAGCUAAUCAGACAGAGAAACAGCUGCUGGAGGCCCUGCGGGUGGAGCUCAUGCCUUGCAUUCACCAGGCCCUGCAUGGUAUGUCCCAGCACCUGAGCAAGACGGCGCUCAGCAUAGCUGCCCGUAUUUACCUGGAAAAAGGAUUCCUUGUGAAAGAGAAAUUCCUGGAAGACUCGGAGAGGUUCUACGGGGCCAAGCCAGCCAGCUUGUCAGGAAACAAUGAGGCAGACCUGGCAGCCAUCAACAACUGGGUGAAAGAAGCAACCAACGGGCAGAUCUCCACCAUGCUGUCCGACCUGCCGGCCAACACCGUAAUGCUCCUGCUCAACGCAGUCCAUUUUCAAGGAUUUUGGGAGACCAAAUUUGACCCUAACCUGACUGAGCCUAGAAUGUUCCAUCUGGAUGAUGAGUUCACAGUCUCCGUGGAGAUGAUGAAGGCACAGAUGCUACUUAGCUGGUUUUCAGUAGAGUCCCUGGAUAUUCAGGUUGCCAGGUUCCCCUUCAAAGGCAACACGACCCUCGUGGUCCUUCUCCCCAACCACGUUGAGAGGAACUUCUCUCGGCUGCUGCCUGAGUUCCACAAAGUCAAUGGCCAAACUGCCUUCCCCAAGGAGAGGCCCACCAGCGUGAUGAUGCCUAAGCUGCACUUGCAAUACCACCUGGACCUCAACCAAGCUCUCAGCCACUUAGGUCUUGGCGAGUUGUUUUCUUCCCCAAAUCUCCGUCCCAUCGCAGAGGGACCUCUCUUUGUCUCCAGCAUCCAGCACCGAGCUGCCUUAGAGCUUUCAGAGGCCGGGGUAGAGGCGUCGGCCGCGACCAGUGUGGCCAUGUCUCGUUCCCGCUCUGAUUUCCACCUUAACCGGCCUUUCCUCUUCAUUAUCAAGGACUUCACAGGCAUCCCCCUCUUCCUUGGUAGCAUCCGGAACCCCGAACCCAGUGCUCCAAAGCAGGGGAAAACAAAGGAUUGUGUACCAAUAAGUGAUGGAGAAUCAUCGCUGGUCUGUGCAAAAGACCCCGAGAAGCUCUGAAUGGCCGUUGGUAUGCAUUAAAGCCAGGGCAACUGUGUCAUAGUCAAUCAGAGCUUUUCAGGGACCAUGCCCAAGCGGCCGCACAUGCACACACAAAUUUGACCUUCCAACUGGCCAUUGAUAGAAAGGGUGGCGAUUCUGCAACCAAUCCUAAAAGCUUCAAAAUAUAGCCCUAUAAAUAUAUCUGCCUCCAAAGCCUAUUGAAAUGCAUUGGGAUGGGUGGUGGUCCUGCACUCUGACCUGGUGCAAGACUCUGCCUCACUUGGAAUAAAGGUAAAUAACAGGCUUGUU